This is a messenger RNA of Lathyrus sativus (Indian pea), 276 nucleotides long. NCBI's taxonomy places the organism in Eukaryota, Viridiplantae, Streptophyta, Magnoliopsida, Fabales, Fabaceae. The record is from the annotation of a GenBank genome assembly.
AUGCGAUCAUUGCAUGAUCAAGAGUUUGCAGGAUUUCUUAUGCGCAUUGGUGAUGGUGUUGAACCUACCAAACUAGAUGACAUGGUGAGGUUGCCUUCACAGAUUGCAGUCUCAUGGGAAGGUGAACAUUCCACACAAGUGCUUAUACAACAUAUUUUUCCUGAUUUAGAAUUGAAUGGUUGGGAUGCCCUUUAUAUGGUAAAAAGAGCUAUUUUGACCCUAACAAACGAUGAUGUCCAAAAAUUGAAUGAUAUAAUUAUUGACCAGUUUCCAUGA